UCGCUCCGGGCGCCCCUUCCCUCCCUCUGGUCGCCUAGGAACGCCACUCUAAAAUGGCGGAGGCCGCCGAGGCUGCUGGCAGGCAGGCAGUAGAGAAGCAGCUGAAGAUCUGCGGCUUUAAGAGGAACGUGGAUGUGUCGGUGUUGUAUCUGGCUGGACUAGGACUAAGAAGUAUUCCAAGUCUGUCACUGUUUCGUAAGUUGAGGUAUUUAUGGAUUCACAACAAUAAGAUCCAAGAUUUAAGUUUCUUGGAGAAAAACUACUGUUUGACUGAGCUCUAUCUCAACAACAAUGAACUCGCACAUAUAUCAGGUGCUCUGAAAAAUUUGCGUUCAUUACAGAUUCUGUUGCUUCACAACAACCAGUUAAAAGAACUCGCUGAAACAGUGAAGGAAUUAAAAGGAUUAAUAAGCUUGCGGACACUGAACUUGUUUUACAACCCUCUGGCAUAUGAGGCAGACUACCGUCUCUAUGUGAUACACAGCCUGCCUUCAGUGCAGCUCCUGGACAGGAUGCCAGUUACGCAAAGAGAAAGGGAGUUGGCAAUUCUUGUCUUUAACUACGAAAAGUCCUGUGCUGUGGAAUCGAUUGCUUUUGGAAAGAGAGUGGACUCAUUGCCAAGCACUUCCAUCAGGCACAGCAAGGGCAGUCGGCCAGCCAGGAGACUGAUUGUGCCCUCAGGUCGGGAAUUUGGAAAUCACGCAAAUAAAGUUCCAUUUGAGAACCCAGAAGAUGCUGUUUUAGUACGGGCAAUGACAAGAUCCUUAGUGGAAUUUUCCUCUGUUGACUGGAACAAAAUACCCACCUGUCAAGAAAGACGGCUUAAGCACAAAGCAGAGGAAUCUCCUAAGAAGCUGACAAUCCAAUUUAGAUGACUUCAUUCUUCCUUAAGGAAAACACCGCUCCUCUGUCUAAAGUGGAUGUAAGCAUCUUACAUAAGUUAUUAUCUCUAUAAUGCAACUACACUAAAACGUGCAUCUAAUUAAAUGAUCUUCCAGCAGAAAAAAAAGAAAAAAAAAAAAAAAGUGUUAGUGGAACAUUUCUUUUAUCAUCGAAUAUAUAACAUGUAGGGCCACAAAAUUAAGCAAUCAAAUGCACAACAGUGGUGAUGUUAUAAUAAAAAAUGUUUGAAAUGCAA
Molecule: messenger RNA, 1138 nt
Organism: Coturnix japonica (Japanese quail)
Lineage: Eukaryota; Metazoa; Chordata; Aves; Galliformes; Phasianidae
Gene: LRRC72
Product: leucine rich repeat containing 72
Molecular function (GO): protein binding
Source: RefSeq, a predicted model, not a curated record